CUCUACACUCUUCCCCUGCAAUCUCUCUCUACACACCACAUAAGAAUACACAAUGAGAGCCUUCUCGCGCCUCCUCAUGGCCACCCCUUCGGGCAUGGGCUCCAAAUCCAGCCUCAGCCAAGCCAUGGCCCUCCUCCCGCCCAUCCACCUCUACCGUCGCCUUCUCCGCGUCCACCGACGGAAGCUCGAUCCCGAGAUGCGCCUGCUUGGCGAUAGCUACGUGAAGGCGGAGUUCCGCGCGCAUCGCACGGUGGAGAAUCCGGUACAUAUUAUCGGCUUCCUGACCGAGUGGCAGCUGUAUGCGCAGAAAAUCGAAGGAGAUGCGUGGGCUGGGGAGAAAUUGGAUAAGGCGAAGCUGGAUAAGAUGAGUGACCAACAACUCGGACAGCUGUAUGAACUGCUCCAGGCUACCAGGAACUCCGAAGAUCCGGAGAACAAGUCGUGAGGUGUGUGACUUGCAGUACUGGGUGCUGUGCUGUGUUGUGUGUUGAAUGACGAUGGCUUUCUUUCUCCUUUUCUUGUUCUUUGCUCAAGUGGGACGAUAGCUUCUGCUCCUGAUACAAUACCCAAUGAUAUAAUCACUCCCUACCAUAGGAGUGGAAUGACCGACUGAGAGGGCUUGGUCUGUCUAGGAAGGAUAACAAGCCUAUGCGGAUGGAUGACUGGCUGUACGAUACCGAUAGGAUGGAUCCGACUGCGUGUGCAUGAGACUGGGACGUGUCGGGGCAGCCUUGUAUAACUCGCUGAUGUAUAUAGUAC
Aspergillus campestris IBT 28561 is the source of this 759-nucleotide messenger RNA. Its product is annotated as succinate dehydrogenase assembly factor 3. Gene Ontology annotation, cellular component: mitochondrial intermembrane space; mitochondrion. Bases 53 to 445 code for a protein of 130 amino acids. Lineage: Eukaryota; Fungi; Ascomycota; Eurotiomycetes; Eurotiales; Aspergillaceae. Gene Ontology annotation, biological process: mitochondrial respiratory chain complex II assembly; succinate metabolic process. The record is from RefSeq and is a predicted model, not a curated record. The transcript is spliced from 3 exons.